CCCCCCCCCCCAACGCCGGCUCUUCAUACUAUGAAGUUCAUAGGAACAUAAUGUCCGUGCUCACAUCACGUAUGUUUACAUUCGAUAUGACGCCCAGGUGACGCCAAAGUAGCUCCAAUGAAAAUGUCAUCUUUGUGUUGACAUUUUGCAAUAUUCAUCAUUAUUUUUAAAUGUAAUGUGACGAAAGCUGCAACUAAUCGGAAUGAUGGCAACCACCAAUGAGUUUGGUCCCGACUCUGGAGGCAGGAUAAAGGGAGUUACGAUAGUGAAGCCCAUAGUGUAUGGUAAUAUAGCUCGGUACUUUGGCAAAAAGAGAGAAGAGGAUGGACACACUCAUCAAUGGACAGUUUAUGUUAAACCGUAUCAUAACGAAGAUAUGUCUACAUAUGUAAAAAAGGUUCAUUUCAAAUUACACGAAAGCUAUAAUAACCCAAAUCGUAUUAUGACAAAACCACCAUACGAACUCACUGAGACUGGUUGGGGAGAAUUUGAAAUUGUCAUUAAAAUAUAUUUUCAUGAUCCUAACGAACGUCCUGUAACUAUAUAUCAUAUAUUAAAACUGUUCCAAACAACACCCGACAUACAAAUGGGCAAAAAGAGCUUAGUCUCUGAAUUUUAUGAAGAAAUAGUUUUUCAAGAUCCGACAGCACUGAUGCAACAUUUAUUGACAUCUGGUAGACCUGUAACUCUUGGCGUCUGGCGUCAUAAUACAGACUCUAAAAAAGAAUCCACGAUGAAAGCAGUAAUGGAAGCAAGAAACAAAAUAAGACUGGAAGUUAUAGAUCUCAAAGAAAAAUUAACGCUAGCAAAAGAGACAAUCGCUAAGUUUAAGGAAGAAAUUGCCAAGAUUUCAAAGGCUGGCGGCAGUUUGUCCAUUGCGUAAUUAAAAAAAUUAUCAAUAAAAUUGUAAGAUAUAUGAUCAAUUCUAAAACGAAUCCAACUGAUUUUUUACGAUUGAUUAACAUGUAAAUAGAUUCAUUGUUAGGUGAUUUUUAAUUUAAUAAAACAGCUGAUAUUAAAA
Messenger RNA from Hylaeus anthracinus, 1021 nucleotides. RefSeq names its product YEATS domain-containing protein 4 (gene Gas41). NCBI's taxonomy places the organism in Eukaryota, Metazoa, Arthropoda, Insecta, Hymenoptera, Colletidae. The transcript has 4 exons. Bases 203 to 883 code for a protein of 226 amino acids. Gene Ontology annotation, biological process: regulation of DNA-templated transcription. The record is from RefSeq and is a predicted model, not a curated record.